Messenger RNA from Myripristis murdjan (pinecone soldierfish), 5434 nucleotides. It is a transcript of the gene asap1b, whose product is annotated as ArfGAP with SH3 domain, ankyrin repeat and PH domain 1b. The coding region runs from base 639 to 4106 and encodes 1155 amino acids. Gene Ontology annotation, molecular function: GTPase activator activity; protein binding. The transcript has 30 exons. Gene Ontology annotation, cellular component: cytoplasm. Lineage: Eukaryota; Metazoa; Chordata; Actinopteri; Holocentriformes; Holocentridae. Gene Ontology annotation, biological process: positive regulation of GTPase activity. The record is from RefSeq and is a predicted model, not a curated record.
GUGUAGCUUGACGGCGGCUGUGAGAAGCCUGAGCGCGGCCGAGCAGGAGAGAGUGGCAGUGAAUGUCAGCGGCAGCGUUAUGCAUUAAAAAAAAAGAUAAACUAAGAUAAAAGAAAAGAAGACGAAGCCCUGCGGCAGUUCAAGACACCCUCCGCAGACUGUGGACUAUGAAAAACAAUAGACAGAGGCUGGUAAUUGUAGACUGUUUUGACGACAAGCGGCUUAUUGAACAUCUGUAGAGCAUAAUGAGGGCAUCCGCUAUUCUCUACGCUGUUUUUUUCUCGGAGGUUUAGUUAGACGCAGAGUGACACUAUUUAUAAAUACGACGUCGCUUUGAGGCAUUUUUUCAAGGAAUACGCACACCGAGAGCAGAGACGGAGCUGAAUUUUUAUUGCAUUCCCUCCUCCCAUGUCCCUUGGGGACAGUGAAGUCAUUUGAGAAGUCACCGGAGAAGGAGAGACACGUCUUUGUCAUUUCGAUACUUAAAUAUAGUUUUGUGAGGGAGAGAAAAAAGGAAAUCGCCUUUUCCAUCGGUGUGUGCUCACACUGCCCGCUGCUCCUGCUGCUGCUUUUUCAUGGUUCUGGCUUUCUGAGCGUCUAUUGCCAAGCUCUUCUUCUGGGCAUUUCCCCGCUGAAGGAUGCCGGAUCAAAUAUCGGUGUCCGAGUUUCUCUCGGAGACAACAGAGGAUUACAAUUCCCCGACCACGUCCAGCUUCACCACCCGCCUGCAGAGCUGCAGGAACACCGUCAAUGUGCUGGAGGAGGCGUUGGACCAGGACCGAACCUCCUUGCAGAAGGUGAAGAAAUCAGUCAAGGCUAUCUACAGUUCAGGACAAGACCAUGUCCAGAACGAAGAAAACUACGCUCAGGCUCUGGACAAGUUUGGCAGCAACUUCAUCAGCCGGGACAACCCUGACCUGGGAACAGCCUUCGUCAAGUUCUCCUCCCUCACCAAGGAGCUGUCUGCCCUGCUCAAGAACCUGCUCCAGAGCCUCAGCCAUAAUGUGAUCUUCACCCUGGACUCGCUGCUGAAGGGUGAUCUGAAAGGCGUGAAAGGGGACAUAAAGAAGCCUUUUGACAAAGCGUGGAAGGACUAUGAAGCCAAGUUUACAAAGAUAGAGAAGGAGAAGCGAGAGCACGCCAAGCAGCACGGGAUGAUCCGCACCGAGAUCACCGGAGCGGAGAUCGCCGAGGAGAUGGAGAAGGAGCGCCGCCUCUUCCAGCUCCAGAUGUGCGAGUACCUGAUCAAAGUCAAUGAGAUCAAGACCAAGAAAGGAGUGGACCUCCUGCAGAACCUGAUUAAGUAUUACCACGCACAAUGCAAUUUCUUCCAAGAUGGCUUGAAGACAGCGGAUAAGCUCAAGCAGUACAUCGAGAAGCUGGCAGCUGAUCUCUACAAUAUCAAACAAACUCAGGAUGAGGAGAAGAAGCAGCUGACCGCCCUCCGGGAUCUGAUCAAGUCCUCCCUCCAGCUGGACCAGAAGGAGUCUAGAAGAGACUCGCAGAGUAAGCAGGGUGGCUACAGCAUGCACCAGCUGCAGGGAAACAAGGAGUUUGGCAGUGAGAAGAAAGGCUAUCUAAUGAAGAAGAGUGACGGGCUGAGGAAGGUGUGGCAGAGGAGGCAGUGUUCAGUGAAGGGUGGCAUCCUCACCAUUUCUCAUGCCACGUCCAACAGGCAGCCCGUUAAACUGAACCUGCUCACCUGCCAGGUCAAGCCCAGCACCGAGGACAGAAAGUGCUUCGAUCUCAUUUCUCAUAAUCGGACAUAUCAUUUCCAAGCUGAGGACGAACAAGAGUUUGUCAUCUGGAUCUCCGUGCUGACCAACAGUAAGGAGGAGGCGCUGAACAUGGCGUUUCGAGGCGAGCAGAGCACCGGAGGCGAGGACGGCCUGGAGGACCUGACCAAAGCCAUCAUCGAAGACGUGCUGCGCAUGCCCGGCAACGAAGUGUGCUGCGACUGCGGAGCUGCAGACCCCAAGUGGCUGUCCACCAACCUGGGUAUUCUGACCUGCAUCGAGUGCUCCGGCAUUCACAGGGAGAUGGGGGUCCACAUUUCUCGCAUCCAGUCCAUGGAGCUAGACAAACUAGGCACCUCUGAGCUCUUGUUGGCCAAGAAUGUAGGGAACAGUAGUUUCAAUGAGAUCAUGGAGGGGAACCUCCCUUCCCCUUCACCAAAGCCCACUCCCUCCAGUGACAUGACCGCACGGAAGGAGUUUAUCAACGCUAAGUACGUGGAUCACAAGUUUGCGAGGAAGACGUGUGCAUCAGCGGCAGCUAAGAUGAUCGAGCUGUGUGAGGCGGUCCAGUCCAGAGACCUGCUGGCUCUCAUCCAGGUCUAUGCAGAGGGGGUGGAGCUUAUGGAGCCCCUCCCAGAGGCAGGGCCGGAAGCCGGGGAGACAGCAUUGCACUACUCUGUACGUACUGCUGACCAGACCUCACUGCACUUGGUGGAUUUCCUCGUGCAGAACAGCGGUAACCUGGAUAAGCAGACGGAGUGGGGGAACACAGCCCUGCAUUACUGCUGCAUGUACGAGAAGCAUGAGUGCCUCAAGCUACUGCUGAGGGGCAAGCCGGCUACUGACAUCACCAAUCAGAAUGGAGAGACGGCACUGGAUGUUGCCAGGCGACUGAGGAACACUCAGUGCGAGGAGGCACUCGUGCAGGCUGCAGAGGGGAAAUUCAACCCUCACAUCCAUGUGGAGUACGAGUGGAGCCUCAGACUGGAGGAGAUGGAUGAGAGUGACGACGAUCUCGAUGACAAGCCGAGUCCCAUCAAGAAGGACCGCUCCCCGCGGCCUCAGAGCUUCUGCCACUCCUCCAGCCUCUCCCCGCAUGACAAGCUGUCCCUGCCAGGCUUCAUCAGCCACAGGGACAAGCAGCAGCGCCUGUCCUACAGCGCCUUCACCAACCAGAUGUACAGCGUCUCCACCGACCUCACCUCCUCCCCCGUGGCCGACGGACCCCCGCUGCCACCCAGGAACCAGGGCAAAGCUCCACACUUGGCAUUCCUUGGCUCUCACUCGCACUACGCCACACUGGCUGGCUCUCGACCAUACAUCACUCCUCCCUCAUCCGGCCCUCCCUCUACACUCACCCCAGGAGGCAGCUCCACCCUGUCCAAGAAGAGACCUCCGCCCCCCCCUCCUGGACACAAACGCACCCUGUCUGACCCACCCAGCCCGCUCUCUCACAGUCCACACAAUAAAGGGGGCUUGACUGGGGGAAGUGACUCCACCCCGCCUCCCAUCAGCAAGAUGUCUCCUGUAUCUAACAAGUUUGAAGGCAUUCCACAGCAGCAAAGCACUACUUCGAGCAACACAAAAUCAACACUUGGUCCAAGGGUUCUUCCCAAACUACCUCAGAAAGUGGCAUUGCGGAAGAUUGACACCAUACACCACCCGUCUAUGGAUAAACCCAGCCUUCCUCCAGAGGUCUUCCAGAAGUCCCCACCGGGAUCUGAAACCCCACAUAAGGCUCCUGUGCUGGACAGGCCUCAGCUAGGGGACCUGCCCCCCAAGCCUCAGCCCUCUGACUUGCCUCCUAAGCCUGGAGAACUUCCUCCUAAGCCGCAGCUCUCUGACCUCCCUCCUAAACCUCAGCUGGGAGACCUACCGCCCAAACCGCAGCUCAAAGACCUCCCUCCCAAGCCACAUCUCGCAGACAUUCCCCCCAAACCUGCAGCGACCCCCCAAACAGCUGAGUCCGGUCCCAGGCCGCCUCCUGGAGAACCUUCUCCAAAACCUCAGCCUCAGCCGCAGCCUCAGCCUCAGCCACAGCCUCAAGAUUCACCAUCGCCCAAUCAGCAAGCAGACGUGGCAACCCCCUCACAACAGCCCACCGAGGACACCAACGGGAGCCCAGCAGGAACUGCAGAGACGCCUGUGCCCCUCCCGAGGAAGAUCAACACGGGGAAGAGUAAAGCCCGCCGGGUGAAGACGAUCUAUGACUGCCAGGCUGACAAUGAUGACGAACUGACAUUCGUCGAAGGAGAGGUGAUCAUAGUCACCGGAGAAGAAGACCAGGAGUGGUGGAUCGGGCAUAUUGAAGGACACCCGGAGAGAAAAGGGGUGUUCCCCAUGUCUUUUGUGCACAUCUUGAGUGACUGACAGCCAGAAAGACUUGCACUAAGCCUCUCCCUCAAUCGAGGGGUCUUGUAAAUAGCUACCGUAACACCCCCUGUCACAAGACAAGUGUUCUGAAGAAAAACAACGAAGAAACAACCAAGAAGACUCAUCUAGCCAUGGAUGCCACAUCCAUGCUGUACAAAGAAUGUGUGUAUUCUUCCUCUACCAGUAUUAUCUUAACCCUAUAGCACGGCUAUUACAAAGCCACUCUCAAAACCCUAGCACUUACCUAAAAGUCUAUGUUUAUGCUGUUACUGUGUAUAUAUGUAUGUAAAUAUAUAUAUUUGUGUGUGAGUGUAUAUACAUGUUUUAUUGUACAAAACAUGUACAAGUAACAUUGCUCUCUACCUGUCAAAUAAGCAUCAGGGCAGUGGAGUUUGAAUUUUAUCUGUAUUAAUUUUACUGGCCCUCAAGUAAUUAUCAGCUUAUAUUUCUGGAAAAAGGACAAAUAGGAAAUGGAAUGUGAAAUAGGUCAUGUCACUAUUUGUGUCUUGCAUCCCUGUUUACCACCAUAACUGACUGAAGAGGCAGAAGAGUCUCCCACUGAUCUUCCCGAGGAAAAAAAAAAAAAAUUCAUUAAAUGUACUCCUUGUUCUUGCUUGCUUUGUGUGUACACGUAUUAUGGUUGUUUUACAGUAUAAAAAAAAAAAACUGCUGCUACUGUGUGGUGGAAUAUCAAAGCCUGUGGUUCACUGUAGGUCACUAAUUUACUCCUUGUUACACUGUUCACUUUAUGUAUGCUCUGUGUGUGAACUUAACGUCAUCUCCACAGUCCUUUGACCUUUCUGUGCAUGGUGUAACAAUGACUGGAAUUGAGCGGAGUGCUGCGUUCAAGACGCUCACCUCAGGGUUUGAAGAGCCACUAUUAAGCAGGACUACAAAAAGGUAUCCUGUUGUUAAAGCCACUAUUAUUCACAUGUAGAGGGGGGAAGCUCAAGACAGAGGACAUCUUAGCAAUAACUUGAAUGAUCCGACAGCCUAGAAACAUUUCACAACCUGUGUUCAAACAAACUCUGAACUGUCUUGUUUCACAUAAUGGGUUUAUGGAUUUCAUGAGCUUGAAUUUUGUUUUAAUUUUAAGAUUUAGUGUCAUGCAACAGUCAACCGUGUUAUACUGGAUUCAGUAGAAUUCCCCAUUUGCCAGUGAACCAGGAUUGUCUUUAAAUGCAGGGUGGACUUGGUAAAAAAGAUGGAGAGCUGAUGUAACUUCACCCAGUAAUCUCACUCUUCACCAACUGCAGUUCUUCCCAUGUAAAGGAACAAACCCAUCAAUCCAUUGUAUCAUUAAAAGUGCUGUAUUUAAACCUUGA